Acanthosepion pharaonis is the source of this 4293-nucleotide messenger RNA. Lineage: Eukaryota; Metazoa; Mollusca; Cephalopoda; Sepiida; Sepiidae. The record is from the annotation of a GenBank genome assembly.
AUGCUUCCAGGAUUAGUAUGUUUAAGAGAGAGAGGAAAGUGUAUCGCAAUCUCUUUCUUUCUUUCUUUUUUCAUUUUCUUUUCUCAUUUCUCAUUUAACUCAGCCUAUUAUGACUUUCUCCUUACGAGCUUUCAUUUCCUUUCUUUCUUUUUCUGUCCUUUUUUGUUUGUUUCUUUCUUUCUUUAUUUCACUCUUCCUGAAUAUUCUUUUACCCUUUCCGAAUAUGGCUUUUCUUUCUUUUUUUCUCUUGUUAUCGUUUCAUUCUUACGAGCUUUCUUUUCCUUUCUCUCUUUUUCUAUCCUUCUUUUUCUUUUUUUCGUUCUUUCUUUCUUUCUUUCUUCUUUUUAUGCCUUGGUGUUUUCUUUUCUUUUCUUCUAUCCUGCAUUCAGUGAUUCCGUAGGUUCGUCUUUCUUUUCUUUCUUUCUUUCUUUCUUUUCUUUCUUUCUUUCUUUCUUUCUUUCUUCUUUUUUAUGCCUUGGUGUUCGUCUUUUUCUUUCUUUCUUUCUUUCUUUCUUUCUUUCUUUCUUUCUUUCUUUUUUUUUUGUUCGUCUUUCUUUCUUUCUUUCUUUCUUUCUUUCUUUCUUUCUUUCUUUCUUUCUUCUUUUUAUGCCUAGUGAUUCCGUAGGUUCGUCUUUCUUUCUUUCUUUCUUUCUUUCUUUCUUUCUUUCUUUCUUUCUUCUUUUUAUGCCUAGUGAUUCCGUAGGUUCGUCUUUCUUUCUUUCUUUCUUUCUUUCUUUCUUUCUUUCUUUCUUUCUUUCUUUCUUUCUUCUUUUUAUGCCUAGUGAUUCCGUAGGUUCGUCUUUCUUUCUUUCUUUCUUUCUUUCUUUCUUUCUUUCUUUCUUUCUUUCUUUCUUCUUUUUUUAUGCCGAGGUUGAUUCCGUAGGUUCGUCUUUCUUUCUUUCUUUCUUUUCUUUCUUUCUUUCUUUCUUUCUUCUUUUUUUUCUGCCUUGGUGUUUUCUUUUCUUUUCUUCUAUCCUGCAUUCAGUGUUUUCUUUUCUUUUCUUCUAUCCUGCAUUCAUUGAUUCCGUAGGUUCGUCUUUCUUUCUUUCUUUUCUUUCUUUCUUUCUUUCUUUCUUUCUUUCUUUCUUCUUUUUAUGCCUUGGUGUUUUCUUUUCUUUUCUUCUAUCCUGCAUUCAUGAUUCCGUAGGUUCGUCUUUCUUUCUUUCUUUCUUUCUUUCUUUCUUUCUUUCUUUCUUUCUUUUUCUUUUUAUGCCUAGGUUCGUAUUUCUUUCUUUCUUUUCUUUCUUUCUUUCUUUCUUUCUUUCUUUCUUUCUUUUUUUUUUAUGCCUAGGUGUUUUCUUUUUCUUUCUUCUAUCCUGCAUUCAGUUCGUCUUUCUUUCUUUCUUUCUUUCUUUCUUUCUUUCUUUCUUUCUUUCUUUCUUUCUUUUUUUAUGCCUAGGUGUUCGUCUUUCUUUCUUUCUUUCUUUCUUUCUUUCUUUCUUUCUUUCUUUUUCUUUCUUUCUUUCUUCUUUUUUUAUGCCUAGUGAUUCCGUAGGUUCGUCUUUCUUUCUUUCUUUCUUUCUUUUUCUUUCUUUCUUUCUUUCUUCUUUUUUUUAUGCCUUGGUGUUUUUUUCUUUUCUUUUCUUCUAUCCUGCAUUCAGUGAUUCCGUAGGUUCGUCUUUCUUUCUUUCUUUCUUUCUUUCUUUCUUUCUUUUCUUUCUUUCUUCUUUUUUAUGCCUAGGUGUUCGUCUUUCUUUCUUUCUUUCUUUCUUUUUUCUUUCUUUCUUUCUUUCUUUCUUUCUUUUUUAUGCCUUGGUGUUUUCUUUUCUUUUCUUCUAUCCUGCAUUCAGUGAUUCCGUAGGUUCGUCUUUCUUUCUUUUCUUUUUUCUUUCUUUCUUUCUUUCUUUUUUCUUUUCUUCUUUUUUUAUGCCUAGGUUCGUCUUUCUUUCUUUCUUUCUUUCUUUCUUUCUUUCUUUCUUUCUUUUCUUUCUUUUUUCUUUCUUUUUUAUGCCUUGGUUCGUCUUUCUUUCUUUCUUUCUUUCUUUCUUUCUUUCUUUCUUUUCUUUCUUCUUUUUAUGCCUAGGUGUUCGUCUUUUCUUUUCUUUCUUUCUUUCUUUCUUUCUUUCUUUCUUUCUUUCUUUCUUUCUUUCUUCUUUUAUGCCUAGGUUCGUAUUUCUUUCUUUCUUUUCUUUCUUUCUUUCUUUCUUUCUUUCUUUCUUUCUUUUCUUUCUUUCUUUUUUUAUGCCUAGGUGUUUUUUUUUUCUUUUCUUCUAUCCUGCAUUCAGUGAUUCCGUAGGUUCGUCUUUCUUUCUUUCUUUCUUUCUUUCUUUUCUUUCUUUCUUUCUUCUUUUUAUGCCUUGUGAUUCCGUAGGUUCGUCUUUCUUUCUUUCUUUCUUUCUUUCUUUCUUUCUUUCUUUCUUUCUUCUUUUUAUGCCUAGGUUCGUCUUUUCUUCUUUCUUUCUUUCUUUCUUUCUUUCUUUCUUUCUUCUUUUUAUGCCUAGUGAUUCCGUAGGUUCGUCUUUCUUUCUUUCUUUCUUUCUUUCUUUCUUUCUUUCUUUCUUUCUUUCUUCUUUUUAUGCCUUGGUGUUUUCUUUUCUUUUCUUCUAUCCUGCAUUCAGUGAUUCCGUAGGUUCGUCUUUCUUUCUUUCUUUCUUUCUUUUUUCUUUCUUUCUUUCUUUCUUCUUUUUUAUGCCUAGGUUCGUCUUUCUUUCUUUCUUUCUUUUCUUUCUUUUUCUUUCUUUCUUUCUUUCUUUCUUUCUUCUUUUUAUGCCUUGGUUCGUCUUUCUUUCUUUCUUUCUUUCUUUCUUUCUUUCUUUCUUUCUUCUUUUUAUGCCUAGGUUCGUCUUUCUUUCUUUCUUUCUUUCUUUCUUUCUUUCUUUCUUUCUUUCUUUCUUUCUUUCUUCUUUUUAUGCCUUGGUGUUUUCUUUUCUUUUCUUCUAUCCUGCAUUCAGUGAUUCCGUAGGUUCGUCUUUCUUUCUUUCUUUCUUUCUUUCUUUCUUUCUUUCUUUCUUUCUUUCUUUUUUUAUGCCUAGGUUCGUCUUUCUUUCUUUCUUUCUUUCUUUCUUUCUUUCUUUCUUUCUUUCUUUCUUCUUUUUAUGCCUUGGUGUUUUUCUUUUCUUUUCUUCUAUCCUGCAUUCAGUGUUUUCUUUUCUUUUCUUCUAUCCUGCAUUGAGUGAUUCCGUAGGUUCGUCUUUCUUUCUUUCUUUCUUUCUUUCUUUCUUUCUUUCUUUUCUUUUUCUUUCUUUCUUCUUUUUUUAUGCCUUGGUGUUUUCUUUUCUUUUCUUCCAUCCUGCAUUCAGUGAUUCCGUGUUUUCUUUUCUUUUCUUCUAUCCUGCAUUCAGUGAUUCCGUAGGUUCGUCUUUCUUUCUUUCUUUCUUUCUUUCUUUCUUUCUUUCUUUUCUUUCUUUCUUUCUUUCUUUCUUCUUUUUUAUGCCUUGUGAUUCCGUAGGUUCGUCUUUCUUUCUUUCUUUCUUUUCUUUUUCUUUUCUUUCUUUCUUUCUUUCUUCUUUUUAUGCCUUGGUGUUUUCUUUUCUUUUCUUCUAUCCUGCAUUCAGUGAUUCCGUAGGUUCGUCUUUCUUUCUUUCUUUCUUUCUUUCUUUCUUUCUUUCUUUCUUUCUUUCUUUUUCCUUUAUUUAUCUCUGCAGUUUUCAUUAUGUCUCUUCAUUUUUCUUUCCCUUUUUGUUUGGUUUUGUUUCUGUCUCAUUAAUUAUCCUUUAUUUCUUGGCUUUUUUUUUUACUUUUUUCUCUCUUUCUUUUGUAAUUUUUCUUUCUUUUUUUCUUUCUUUCUUUCUUUUCUUGUCUCAGUCUGGACAGUUUUCCGUUAGCUACUUUCCUUACUCUCUUUUUCUAUCGUUUUCUUUCUUUCUUUCUUUCUUUCUUUCUUUCUUUCUUUCUUUCGUUCUCUCUUUCUUUCUUUCUUUCUUUCUUUGUAAUGAAAUGAUCUCCCUUUCAUUACAUAUCAACUGUUUCUCUUUCUUUCUUUCUUUCUUUCUUUAUUUCUUUCUUUUUUUCUUUCUUUUGUUCUUAACUGUUGUUUUAUUUGUACUUCCCUUUCUUCCGUUCUUCUUUCCUUCCUUUAUUCAUUUUUUUCGAAUUUCAAUAAAUGUAGUCUUGCAUUUAACAAGAUUUAUUUCUUUAGAAUUCUAUAUUUCUCUGAUUUUUUCUUUCUUUUUUAGUUUGGGUUUGAUUCUUUCUCUCCAAUUUUCCAUUUUUUCUCUGAAUUUUUCUUUCUUUUUUUCUUUCUUUCUUCCUUUUUCUUGUCUCAGUCUGUGCAGUUUUCCUCUAACUAGAUUUCUUAUUUCUCUCUCACUUUCUUUUUUUUUCUUUUUCCUCGCCUUUUUAAGACACUGUUAG